AUGUCAAGUCCACUUUUUACUCCUGAACAAUGGGAAGCGAUUGUUCAACUAUUUGAAACUCGUUGGAAUCGUCCAGGAUCGUCAAACAAUUUUUCUUAUUCAGUUCAAUUGGCGAGAGAUGCAAUAGCUAAAUUUGAACAUUAUUUUGAAACAUUGUCACCACAAUUAAUGGGUGCUGAUAAAGAUGCUUUAUUUUCAAUCAAGAAUGAUUUUACCGAUGUACGUCAUUCAACAUAUCAAGCGGCAGGCAGUAUGGAAAUACGCUAUCGAAAAUUUAAAUUACAACCCACAACGUCACUUAUUGAUCAUUUAAAUACAAGAGCUGAUGAACAUGCAUUUAAAAAAUUAAUCGAGCAGUCACAAUUAUUACAAGGUAAAUUAACAAAAUUUCAUUCAACCUAUUUUUGGUGUGAAGUGAAUAAAUGGGGUAUGAUUUCAUCUAUUAUUGGUGGUGCACUAUUCAUUUUCGGUCGAGUUUUAUCUGUUUUACUACCAGGAACAAUAUGGGAUACAUUUGUUUAUGUUAUCGGAAUUUCAUUAUUAUUAGUUGGCUUCACAGCACUUGGUUUAAUUAAAUUUCUCGAACAUAGACGAGAUCCAACAAGUACAAUGCGAUAUUUAGAAGAAAUUCACAAACAAAUCGAUAAACUUCGUUUUCAAUUUGAUGAUCUUAAAGCAACAAUUGCUGACGAUACACCACAUGAAAUCAUGCAACAUGAAUUAGAUGUUGUCAUUGAUUCAAUUAAAGAACUCAAACUUCUAUGUUUUCCUUAA
This is a messenger RNA of Rotaria socialis, 774 nucleotides long. NCBI's taxonomy places the organism in Eukaryota, Metazoa, Rotifera, Eurotatoria, Philodinida, Philodinidae. The record is from the annotation of a GenBank genome assembly.